CAAACCCCAAGAGCCCCAGGGAUGCAAGCUCCGCGGUAAGCCAGCCUCGGGUCCUUUUGGAGAGCGACGGGUGUCGCCAAUGUCACCGGACUCCAACUAAUCUACACGGCCCCUCUCACAUUCCUCGGGAUCGCGUCCACACGGGCGCGCGCUCGGCCUCAAAACGGUAACUUCAAGAAUCCCGACCCAGAAAGAUCUCGGGGCUCAGGAACCCGAGAGCGCGGCCCGCGAAGCCUAGAGGCGGAGACCCGCCCCGCGGGCCCGACUUCCUGCCUCCGCAUUGGCCCGCGCGCCCGUCAGUCUCCGCCUGUGGGGCGGGGCUGGCGUCUCUCCUCGCUCCCUCUCCUCCGGGAUCCCUCCUCACUACGCUGCUUUGCUGGCUUCCUCCGCCGGUGACUGGCCACUCGUGCUACUAGGACCCUGAGCUCUCGCUGGCUCCGGGGAGCUCGGAGAAGGGGAGCGCUGCGCCCGGCAGGAGCUGAUCAUCGCGUGGGUGGGCGGCAGGCCCGCGGCCUCUCUGCCAGCAGUGCCACCUGUCGCGGGCUGAGACGUCGGGUGAGAGAAGAUGCUGUCCCGGUUGAGAAGAGUUGCCACUCCUUGUUCUCUGGCAUGCCGUUAUUUGCACAGAAAAGAGAAAGGCAAGCCACUUAUGUUGAACCCAAGAACAAACAAGGGAAUGGCGUUUACAUUACAGGAAAGACAAAUGCUUGGUCUUCAAGGACUUCUACCUCCCAAAAUAGAGACACAAGAUAUUCAAGCCUUACGAUUCCAUAAAAACGUGAAAAAAUUGAGUUGCCCUUUGGAAAAAUACAUCUACAUAAUGGGAAUCCAAGAAAGAAAUGAGAAAUUGUUUUAUAGAGUACUGCAAGACGAUAUUGAAAAUCUGAUGCCAAUUGUGUAUACACCAACAGUUGGUCUUGCCUGCUCCCAGUAUGGACACAUCUUUAGAAGGCCUAAGGGAUUAUUUAUUUCGAUCUCAGACAGAGGUCAUGUUAGAUCAAUUGUGGAUAACUGGCCAGAAAAUCAUGUUAAGGCUGUUGUGGUGACUGAUGGAGAGAGAAUUCUGGGUCUUGGCGAUCUGGGUGUCUAUGGAAUGGGAAUUCCAGUAGGAAAACUUUGUUUGUAUACAGCUUGUGCAGGAAUACGGCCUGAUAGGUGCCUGCCUGUGUGUAUUGACGUAGGAACUGAUAAUCCAGCACUCUUAAAGGACCCAUUUUACAUGGGCUUAUAUCAGAAAAGAGAUCGAUCACAACGUUACGACGACCUGAUUGAUGAGUUUAUGAAAGCCAUUACAGACAGAUAUGGACGGAACACACUUAUUCAGUUUGAAGACUUUGGAAAUCAUAAUGCAUUCAGGUUCUUGAGAAAAUACCGAGAAAAAUAUUGUACAUUCAAUGAUGAUAUUCAAGGGACUGCUGCAGUAGCUCUAGCAGGACUUCUUGCAGCAGAAAAAGUUAUCGGCAAAUCCAUCUCAGAACACAAAAUCUUAUUUCUUGGAGCAGGAGAGGCUGCUCUUGGAAUUGCAAAUCUUAUAGUUAUGGCUAUGGUAGAAAAUGGCCUCUCAGAAGAAGAGGCACAAAAGAAAAUUUGGAUGGUUGACAAGUUUGGUUUAUUAUUUAAGGGGCGGAAAGAUAAAAUAGACAGUCAUCAGGAACCAUUUGCUCACUCAGCUCCAGGGAAUAUACCUGAUACUUUUGAAGAUGCAGUAAAUAUCCUUAAGCCUUCAGCUAUAAUUGGAGUUGCAGGAGCUGGCCCACUUUUUACUGCGAAUGUAAUCAAAGCCAUGGCUGAUAUCAAUGAAAGGCCUAUAAUAUUUGCAUUAAGUAAUCCUACAGCAAAGGCCGAGUGCACUCCUGAAGAAGCGUAUACGCUUACAGAGGGAAGGUGUUUGUUUGCCAGUGGCAGUCCAUUUGGGCCAGUGACACUCAGCAAUGGGAAAGUGUUUACGCCAGGUCAAGGAAACAACGUAUAUAUUUUUCCAGGCGUGGCUUUAGCUGUUAUUCUUUGUAACACUCGGCAUAUCAGUGACCAUGUUUUCCUAGAAGCUGCAAAGGCACUGACAAAUCAAUUGACAGAUAAAGAGCUGGCUCAAGGGAGACUUUACCCACCUCUUGCUAAUAUUCAGGAAGUUUCUAUUAACAUUGCUAUUAAAGUUACAGAAUACCUAUAUGCUAAUAAAAUGGCUUUCCGAUACCCAGAACCUGAGGACAAGGCCAAGUAUGUGCGAGAACGAUUGUGGCGAAGUGAGUACGACUCCUUGCUGCCAGAUGUGUAUGACUGGCCAGAGACUGGAGCAAGCCCUCCUCUAAUACCGGAGUAGAAGCAUCCUCUGAUAAAUACUUUCCAUGCUUCAGGGAACCGUUUUCUCAGACAAAAAGAUAGUAUCCUCAUAUUUAUGGGGGUUUUUCCUGUGUGUCAUCCUCCCCUACCGCUUUGCUUGACCUCUUUUUCCCCAUGAAUCUACACUUCUGUAGAAGAUAGAUGUGUUGACGGCAUUGUUAAUGCCCACGCUGCCAUCAGAUAACCGAAAUGCUUUCAUUCUGAUUUGUAGCUCAUCCAUAUCAAAGAGAUGUUAAAAAUGUAUUUGUACACGUCUUCACUCGUGCUCUUGCUCACGCUUGCCAAAGUAUUUGCUGUUUACUAUGACAGGUAAUAAACUUUUCUCACCCAGCUCUUAUAGGGUUACUAAAAUAGAAACUUACUUCUGUGGCGAUGAGCACAAAUGUUGAGAAAAAGUCAAAUUUAACCAAACUCCAGGGACAAAUUGUCAGUAUCUAAAAAUGUUCUUUUAUUUCUUCCUCAUGCUCUGAAAUUCCUUGCCAGUAGAUAAAACAAGAGAAAUAUGAAAAAUCUACCCUAUUAUUUAUUUCCCGGAACUAAAUUGAGACUUACUAUAACAUGGUGAGCGAGAAAUGGGAACUGCUGCUGCCUUUAGACAAAUAAACAAAAUAGUCAUUGUUUUCAACAGUGUAUAAAAAUCAUGUAACUUUUUUAUUUAAUAAAGGUAAUAUCUUAAAUUUAAUUGCUUCAAUUAUGCUAUUUUAUUGCCCAACUAGAAAGUUAGGUUUGCUUAUCAUGAAAAACACAUAUUUUUUUAAAUUUCUAGUUGAUUCUAAGGAGGCGGUAUAGGAUACUUAAUGCAUAAAUUAUGACUGACAUCAUAUGACUUUUAACAAAUUAGUCAUAUGUUUCACAUCUAAAUGAGUUAUAUUUAACUGAAGAGGUUAUACCCCUAUUCCAAUAGUGAUGCUCUUUAUUAUUUGAGAUAAUUUUGGAAUGUUCCUUUUGAGUCAUUUUUUUCAAUAUCAUUAGUGACAACUCUUUCUCCAUUGAAGAUGGAUUUAAGUUUUUGAAGCCACCAAAAUUAAUUUAGAGCUAAGUGGGGAUGAAUAAGGUAGGUGUUCAGACCAUGUUUAAUGGUCCAUUUUUGUGCCAUUUUUAAUCCCAGUAAAAUGGGUAAUAAUUGGCUAGUGAGACCAGUAAAAUGGGUAAUAAUUUUAUGUGGAUUACAUAUUGGAGAGUUCUAAAGGAAAAGCCAAAAUCAUUUUGAAAAAUAGUAGUGUGUAUGUGCCUAACAUGGUUGCUUUGAGGGAACAGAACUUUUAAAUGCUCAUUCUAAUCAGCAGUUCUCAACCUGUGGGUCGUGACCCCUUUGGGAGUCGAACGACCCUUUCACAGGGGUCGCCGGGUACUCG
Messenger RNA from Hipposideros armiger (great roundleaf bat), 3695 nucleotides. It is a transcript of the gene ME2, whose product is annotated as malic enzyme 2. The coding region runs from base 566 to 2320 and encodes 584 amino acids. Gene Ontology annotation, cellular component: mitochondrion. The transcript has 16 exons. The record is from RefSeq and is a predicted model, not a curated record. Gene Ontology annotation, biological process: malate metabolic process; pyruvate metabolic process. Lineage: Eukaryota; Metazoa; Chordata; Mammalia; Chiroptera; Hipposideridae. Gene Ontology annotation, molecular function: malate dehydrogenase (decarboxylating) (NADP+) activity; NAD binding.